Messenger RNA from Brugia pahangi, 5976 nucleotides. NCBI's taxonomy places the organism in Eukaryota, Metazoa, Nematoda, Chromadorea, Rhabditida, Onchocercidae. The record is from the annotation of a GenBank genome assembly.
AUGUCUUCCGCGCGAGGCGCUGCGGGCGCCGUUAAACCUAAGCUCCACAACGUGAAUAGUAUCUACGCGGGCAAGAAUCAAAACGCCGUCAAGGCGCCCGGUGUGGGCAAGCAUGGUGGACUUCAAAGUCUUGGUAAAACAACAGCGGUGGUACGUCGUAUGCCACCACCAGCCACGUUACCUUCGCUGAGAGCAGAAAGUCAAGGACAAGAUCCUAAUAUCGCACUUGUGCCACAGGGUGGCACUGGUUGGGCCAAAGGGGAUACAGGCACAACAAAUGGCCAAACAGCAGAUUUUCAUUCGGUAGUAAAGUCGUCAGUCAACUUGACGGGAUCCACAUCAACAACAACAGCCACAUUAAGUACAUUAAGCGGAAUAAGCAGCGGCAGCGGACCGCAUACAGCCGAUUUACGACCAACAUGGGCGAAACAACCGAAUGUUGCAGAAGCGCAAGCAGCAGCACUGCAGAAUGCAAAUACAGUAUCGGCCUCAUCGAGGGAUUUCCCAUCACUUGCGGCUGCUACUGCAACCAUUGCAAAACAGUCCAGCAAUGCUUUAACCGAAAGUCUCAAGCCACAGAAGUCUGGAAGUUGGCGUGCCGGAGGCAGUUCAGCAGUAUCACGAAACGAAGGGGAUGUACCACAGGUGACGCUACAUUCGCACUCGGGACCAUCUUAUUUAUCUGCUACUGUAACUGCACGUAUUGCAGAAAGACAGUUGCCCUCUCGUUACUACGAUACAACAGCAGUGCCACCACCACCACCUCCAAAUGGUACAUUCCAAGUGCCGAAACUUCAACCAGUUGUGUCUGUUUCCAGUUCAGGUCCUUUGGAAACAUUAAACAGUCAUUCAUUACUAAAAGAAAACGUGCCAAUACGAAAAACAAGUUGUCCAUGCACAACAACUGUUCCUUUAACAACGCCUCAGUAUCCAGCAAACAUAGCAGUUCCACCUCCAAAUUACUCUCGACCACCACCAAGUUAUGUUCUAGCACAGACGGAUUCUGCACGAAGCGAGUCAAAUUAUGGUGCACACUUGCAGCCAUCCGAAAACGGAACAGAUGGAAAGCAAGUACAGCCGAAAAGUGGACUUGGCGAAGAAGGUUGCGGCAAUCGAAGAUAUUUGGAAAAAGUGAAAGACGGUGUUAUGCUCGAAACUCAAAUAACAGUAUCAAGUGAUAUUCAGCCGAAUUAUGCUCGUAGGGUGAUGUGUGAUAAUCGAGGUGUUGAUUUCGACGGAUUCACCUCUAGAGGUAACAACGAGUGGCAGAGUACUACAUAUGGUAGUAACGAUGAAGAAACUCACAGAUGGCUUCACACUAUUAGCUGUUCUGGUCAGGAAUCGCAGCAGUGUGCUCCAGAAUUCUCACAGAAUGGUUAUACUCGUGAUCGCGACGAAGAGUUGGGUCGCAGGCAGAAUAUUGAACGUGAAGCGGCUAUCGAACGUUCGCGCCAGAAAAGACGUAUGGCUAGUCAAAGCUCAGCACCAUCGGAAAGCGAAGGUGGUAGCGUACCGUCGGGUUAUGGAUCAGUUAGAGUGAUGAAUGCAUAUGAAAAUGAUUCAUAUCCUGAAUGGGAUCAAUCUGUUCGUGGCAGCUUUGGAUUACAAAAGAAUAAUGAUGAUCCAGUAGAUCGAGUUGGGGAAUGCUGGGGUGUUGUGGGUGGAUACGAUGUAUCUACUCGACGUGAUGAGCAGGAAACAUUACAGCGAAUCGAAUUUCGAAUGCUGAAACGCCCGGAAAGUAAGGGAGAUAUCGCACAGCAAUUAUCCCAAAUGGGUGUACAAGACAGUGACACACAUGAUGAAGAUGAAGAAUUACAACUAACAAAACUUUCGAGGCCAGCAGCAAAAGUCGUGAAAAGAAUGGCUCCUGGAACUAUUCUACCGAUCGAAAGAGGAAUUAAUCAGUCCUCUGAAACAGCUAACCCACAAACACAACGCAAACCGACACAGCAACAAAAAAAUAUUGACAAGAGGAGUUGCGAUUCACGUAUUCAGGGACACCAGCAAAAGGCACUGUUUCAUCAUGAGAUUGAUGGCAAUUCGUCGAAUGAAUGGGUGACUCAAAAACAAAAAACUUCGUUGGAUAGUAUGUCACAACAGUCACAUACAACAACAAAAACACGGGAAGAAGGAGUCGAGGGUGCCAUAAAAGCACAGUCAGUGUUAAUUGCACCACCACCGGCAGAUAACGUUUGGGAAAAACGAGCAGAGGAACGCGAAAGUGCUGAAAGAGAACGUGCGGCACAGCAGGAUACCUUAAAUCAAAUGCGUUUACAGCAACAGUUCCCUGCAGUAAAUGAACAAUCAGGUGUAAGUGCAAACGAACCAUUUGAUGAAAAUUUGUCGGUAGGACGCUCCGAAAUCUCUUAUUCAGGGAAUGAGCAGCAAAAUGGUCGAAAAACUGGUAAUAGAAGUCGAAAUCGAGAUGCGCAUAAGUGGGUGGAGAAGAAAUACAACUACGGUCAGCAGCAUGAUGGAUUUUGCGUUCCAGAUCAUUAUGCAGCUGAAGAAGAGGAAGAUGGAAAUGUAGGGACAGAUGGAAAUGGUGGACUUUUCCACGGUCAGCGUGAAUUUGUGAAUUCUCGAGUUCAUCGUUCCGGGCGCGGUUCAUCAUUAAUAAAUUCUCGUGGUAACAGAAGCUAUGGUUGCGGUGGCUUCUUGGGAAUACGUCGUGGUGGCAGUAUGCCACAUCAACAUCUUGGUACUGGACAAGCACAUCGAGUUCAAAAUAGGUGUGAGCGAAAUCAGCGCCGUGGGAAAUGUCAAGAACCUCAGGAAGAUAAUUUCUCGAAUAUGGGCGAAUUUCGUGUUGAGGAUACUUAUGUGAAUGUACCAUCCGUUAAAGAACCAUUAACAGAAAAAAAAACAGAGGAAGAUAAGGUUUUUAGUGCUGUAGGUGUACUGCCGGAUCAGGAACGUCAUAUGCAGAAUAGAAAUAUCACUCGUCAGAGUGGUUCUCAUCGUAAUGCACAGCAGUUAUAUGAGCCAAAGAAACGUCAAGAAUAUAGUCGCACUGGAAGAAGAGGUGCUCGCAUCGGUUCAGCAAAAAUUAAUUCUCAGCGCACUAGUGAUGUCCGAGCAACAGGUGCCUAUCAAAAUUCACCCGAAAAGGGAAAACGGAAAAAGGCUAAUGAAGAGCAUAAAGUGGUAGGUGAUGGAAGUUCAUCUCGAACUCAUGGUGAUGGGUCGUACAGACGGGGUGGGAUUCGAGGAGCACACAACAUGCGUCGACGUAGGCAUUCUGGUGGCGUACGUCAAGAUAGCGGUCAUGGUAAUGGUCAAUCAUGUUGUGGGGGUGCUGAGCGUGCACCUCAGUUAAAAUCACCGGUUACUUCAGAAGGACAUGAAGAAUGGGAAACAGCUUCCGAAAGUAGCGAUUUCGCAGACCGACAAAAACAAGUACGGCGUCAGAAUGCUCCAUCGAAGUAUAGUAACUCACGCAGAACUAUUCGCUCCAGCAAUGGACGUCGUGAAGGCGGUACCGGAGCUGUGCUCAAUCGUAAUACUAAUAGUUCAAAAAACGUGAAACCCGCCAGCACUACGUCGCACGUGGCCACCCGCGGUGCCCAGUUAGCAAAGGAGCAGGAAACAGCGCCGAUAACACAGGGUGAAGCAGCACGAAGAUCUGAUACCUGCAAAGACGGGCUGGCGGGAGUAGACAUCAACAAUGCAGGUGUAAUCGUGAUUGAUGAUCGUCCAGAUGAACAAGUGGAUGAUGCUAUGGAGAAUAAUGAUGAUUUCGAAGAAGUAUUAUCUAAGAAAAGUAGGAAACUGCGACAGCAACAAAUCAAUGAACAGUUAGAAGCAGAAGAACGUCGAAAAAUUAAGGAAAAGGAGAAAAUGGAGCGACGGAAAGCGCGAGUGCAAGCAAAGCGAAUAGGAAAAAAAUCAUCAACAAAGAAUGAUCGUAUUGGUCCAAACGGUGCUAAUUUAGUUAAUGAGGUUGCUACGAAAGCGAAUACCAUGAAUACAAGUAAUAAUGGAGUGAGAGAUGCUGGUAGUGGUGUGAGUCGUCCAAUUUUAACAAAUGCACAGAAUACCCUCAACACUACUGUUUGGAACAGCUCGAUUGUUCGUGAACAAUCAACAGACCCAUCACCACCAGUUGAAAAUCGUCCGGUAAUACCAUCACCAAUAGCUCGUCCUACACCAAAAGUGAGCACCUCUUCUGGCUCGGGAGUAAAUGCUUCGGUGAAAAAGGAAGUUGACUUAUGGACAGGAGCGGAAGGAGAACAACAGCUUCAUACUGCACGAAAGCUUUCGGAUGGCACGGUGAAAAAGAGCAAUGCAGAAUUUACGACGAAUUUUAACACUGGUACUACAACUCGUGGAGAAAAUGGACAAUAUCAAUUUACAUUUGAUCCUUCCUUACAAGACAAUACGCAGAGCUUGAAAGGGUCAUCAAAAGAAACGUUAGUAGCGAAACAUGAUGGUGCUGUCGCACUUGAAGCAAACGAUGAUGAAUGUCUGAAGCAAAGACUAGAUAAAGUAAAAGAUUUUUGGCAUGGACAGCAACAAUUUGCAAAUAAUUUACUUGGAAAUGGUAACGAAAAUACAACAAUUGCACCACUGGCUGCUGAAAAAAGUGGAUCUACUAAUGUUGGAGUUUCAUCAGUAUCACAUGGUCCAAAUGUUGCGAAAGUAAGACCACAGCCUCAGGCAAGUGAGCAAGUUGCAAACAGUGCCACAGUAAACUUGAAAGAAGCGAAUUCGUCUACUCCGUUUGUUCCGCUGCUUCCACCACCUUCUCCUAUUGCAUGCUUACCACCAGGGGCAUAUAUUGGUGUAAUUUUCUGCCUAUUUGCAUUUCAGUUGACCAAAAGAAUAAUUACAGGAGCUUAUCUACAGUCUCUUACGCAAGUUCCACCACCGGCACCAUUUCCUCAUUAUUCAAUGGUAUUUAGCGAACCAUAUAACCCUAAUUCGUCGACUACUUCUGGUCAGACGCUAAUUGGUAAUGCCAUCCCAUCAAAUCAAACUCAGACAACACGCUCGCGACCUGGUUCAUUUGUCGAGCAGUCGCAGCUCUUCAUUCAUCCUCCUCCCAAUGGUGCAGCAGGGAAUAGUAUGACUUGGUCGAAUGCUAAUCCGCAAAUUGAGUUACUGGCCGGUAUCAACGCCACACCUUCGCUUGCAUCGCAGUCCGUCAGUACUGUGCAACGUUUCCAAGUUAGUUCGCCUCGGUCUGCUUCCGCAUUUGGUCCAGUGCCGUCGGUUUUGAGCAGUAACGCUAAAAUCCCACAUCUGGGACGACCACCACCUCAUCAUCAGGUUCCUCCACCACUACACCCUCCACAUAAUUUCAUGGCUCCUCCUCCAGAUUUUGUUUCUUUACAAGGCACUAGUUUGGGUGCUGUAGGUAGUCAACGCAGUGGCGAAACUCAGAGUACAAUUAAUAAUCCAUUGGCCAGAAAUACGAAUACUAUGGGACAAAUUCCGCACUUGCAACAGCCUUUAAACUUUUCUCAAGCGUCCCAAACUGGUUACUCUAUGUCGGCUGCUGCUACUUUUAAUCAGGCACCACAACUUCAUGCAUUCACAGCUCCACCACCACCAAUACGCUAUCCGGCUGUUCCACAACUUGCCACUAAUGAUGCGAAUGGCAUUAUGACAGCUGCUUGGACAAGAGCUCCUGCACUUCCUUUCAAAUAUACAAAUGGUGCUGUUCUUCCAGCAAAUCGUACUGCGCUGUCACGUUAUCAGUCAUCGGAUCGUUGGACAGUUCCAGUAAGCCUUUCAGUGCAGUAUCACGGUGCACAAAAUUAUCAGCAUCAGAAUGCUAGUAAAGACGGUAGUGAUACAGUUAUUCAUGGAAAUAUUGAUCGCUUUCAAGGGGCACACGUGAACAGUACUCGUGGCCCGACACCGGAAGAAAGUGUUCGUGCAAGUUCUGUGUCUAGUGUUUCGGCUCCCGGCCCUACAACUGAACCAUUGGAUAGUUCAAAUCGACAAAAAAAAACAGCUAAAGUUUAA